Messenger RNA from Ilex paraguariensis (yerba mate), 510 nucleotides. The record is from the annotation of a GenBank genome assembly. NCBI's taxonomy places the organism in Eukaryota, Viridiplantae, Streptophyta, Magnoliopsida, Aquifoliales, Aquifoliaceae.
AUGGACAAGGCAUCCUUGAUGGAUCGCCUGAACCAAGCCUCCGAUCUUGUUGAUACCAUCAGGGUUGGCCCCAACCGCCUUGCUAGGGCCCUCUCCUUUGCUUCACAGACUCACCAGUCCAAUGAAUCCGUGCGUUUGAUUACCAACGAAGCAGCAUCCAUGCAACAUUACCUCCAAAACUCCGAACUAUUGGUGGGUAUUACUUUUCCUUCUUGUAAGCGCAGUGGAACCAGCAGCAUGAACAAUGGACAAAGCAAGCUAUUGCGUCAAUUAGAAAAGCUGCAAGCUACGGGCAGGAUUUUUUUGUUGGCUCAAGGGUUAGGGAGAAAGGAGUUGGAAGAUUCUGGUGUUCUUAAUGAGUCUCUUCGGUCAAGAAGUAAUUCUUGGGGCCUCCACAUGCCUUUGGUUUGUCCGGAUGGUGCUGUUGUUGCAUAUGCAUGGAAACGCCAGCUUGCUGGGCAAGCUGGUGCAUCUGCCGUUGACAGGACCAGGUGUGUUCCAAAACUUUAA